CAAAUUCCAUAACAUUUACAUUAUUCAUUUCUGCAAUUUUAAUAUAUUUUUCUUUUGCGUUGCCUUAUUAUACUAGACUGUAAUCAGAGUAGAUACGCAGCAUAAAGUCUCGGUGAAUUUCUCGCUUUCCACCAAAAAGAUAAGGCUGCAAAUUUGCAAAAGCCUUAUAAACCAGUCUUUUCCACCAUUCAUAGGAAGAAUAUGGAUUCUAAAUAUCAAUGAAAAAUGACAGCUUAUAGUUGGAAACCUUUAGAUGUAAUUGUUUUGGGCGGGGGAUUGGGAGGUCUUGCUGCAGCCAUUUCGAUGAGAAGACAAGGUCAUAAGGUAAGAAUAUACGAAAGAUACGAUUAUGCUGGAGAAGUCGGUGCUUCCCUUUCUUGUGCUAGUAAUGGUGGUAAGUGGCUUCACGAAUGGGGGGUCAAUGCUUGGAAAGCUAAGCCAGUUAUCUUGAAUAAAUUGAUCAAGCGUGAUUGGAAAACUGGGAAGAUAGUUGGUGAGUAUCCUUUGGGAGAUUACGAAGCGAAGUUUGGAUAUCCGUAUUACAACUUUCAUAGAAUUGAUAUACAUAAUGUCUUAAAGGAUUAUGCUAUAUCUGAAGAAGGUGAAGGUACCCCUUGUGAAUUAAUCUGCAAUCAUAAAGCUAUUGAAGUUGACUAUAAAUCAGGAAGAGUAGUGUUUGAGAAUGGGAUCGAAACACAGGCGGAAUUGAUUAUUGCUGCAGAUGGUAUAAGAAGCUUAACAAAGCCUCAAUUGGGUAUUAAACCGAAAUUUACAAGAUCUUCUUCUGGAUGUAUUAGAGUUUUGUUUGAUACUAAAACGGUGAAUGAAUUAAAUUUAACCGACUUUUCAAAUAAUGAUGCUAUUGAGUUUUGGGGAGACACCAAAUAUAAAGUGGUUUUAUCGCCUUGUUCUAACAACGAGGUUAUUUCUUGCUAUUGCUUCUAUGCUGCUAAGGGCGAGGACACCAAGUCCGAUUGGAGCAAUGACAUUUCACUAGAAGAGUUAUUGGAAAACGUUUCUGAUUUAGAUCCUGCUUUGACAGAAUUAUUUUCAAAGUGUGGAUACGAUAUCAAACAAUGGAGAUUGUACGUCCAUGAACCCUUACCAUAUUUUUACAGAACAAACGGUGACGGUACCAAGGGAGUAACUCUAUUAGGCGAUAGUUGUCACUUCAGUCUUCCAGAUCAAUCCCAGGGAGCAGUGCAAGCUUUCGAAGAUGCUGGCGCUUUAGGGUACAUUUUCUCCAAGAAAUUCAACCAUACCAUUGAGCAAGGAUUGCAACUAUACGAAGCAGUUAGAAAACCAAGAGUUUCCAAAAUUCAAGCUGCUUCGGCUAGAGCAAGAGAGAAUUUGAAUGAAAGAAUUGGCUGGAGUUCAGGAGCUCAAGAUAUUAAAGAAGAUAAGAAGCUCACGAUUGAAGAGGUUUGUGGUUACGAUAUGAAGGGCCAUAUCGAUCUGUUGGCUAAUAAUAAUAACCACUAAUUUGGUUCGUAACUUAGUUAUAAUUGGCC
Messenger RNA from Hyphopichia burtonii NRRL Y-1933, 1511 nucleotides. Its product is annotated as FAD/NAD(P)-binding domain-containing protein. Gene Ontology annotation, molecular function: FAD binding; monooxygenase activity. The coding region runs from base 226 to 1482 and encodes 418 amino acids. Lineage: Eukaryota; Fungi; Ascomycota; Pichiomycetes; Serinales; Debaryomycetaceae. The record is from RefSeq and is a predicted model, not a curated record. The transcript has a single exon.